AUGAAUCCGAACAUCUUGCUGUUUGGAGUGUUGGCCAUCAGCAACGUAUUCGGGGCUGCCUUGAAUGAUAACAUCGACAUCGACAUCAAGGUUGAUUCGGAUUCGAAGCUCUACCAUCAGGGCAAGACGGUGGAGGGAUCGUUCAACUACGGGUACAUCGUGCCGCGCCAGAACUACAACCAGUUCCAACACAAGGUCAAGGGUCCUGACGAUGUUACGUACGGGUGCUACGGAUUUGUGGACCCCCAGAACGGUACCCACCUGUACCACUACGUGUCCGACAUGACAGGCUAUCGGGUGGUGGCACCGAACAAGCCGACCACCGUCUACUCGGCCCACGUGGCCAACAGUGUCGCAAACAUCUAUGACGCCACCGGUACAAAGUACGAUUGGGACGAUCUCUUCCUGCCCGACGUUUGCCGCGUGCUGCAAAAAAGCAAGGAUGAGCGCAACGAGCUGUCGAUCCCGGAAGGGUUCCGGGUGAACGACGAUGGAACGGUGACGCAGACGACUAAAGCACCGCCCCCCAGCAGCCGCAGGCCCGACCCUACCACUACUACCAACGACUCCCCGAGCCACGACUACCAGGCCAACGACUCCCGAACCAACAACUGCCAGACCAACAACUCCUCGACCAACAACAGCCAGACCAACGACUCCCAGACCGACAACUCACCAGCCACGACUACGACACGACAACCGACCGAACCACGCCAAGAACAACCGGCCACCACCCGACGUCCGGCAACGACAACUCCACGGCCGACCCCGAAAAACAGCUACGCCGAGCAGCCAACCAAAACCAGCGGCAACAAGUUUGGACCACCGAACGGUGAUAAUCUAAUCGGACAACCGACAAACAAUCUGGUCCAGAAGCCCCCCCGUGAUCUGGAUGCGGUUGGCUACGAGCUUCAGGAGCUGCGAACGAUGCUCCAGAUGCUACUGAAACAGUUGGGCCCUUCCCGGUCCGGACCGUCUGUGGACUGUGGAGACGAGGGGCUCGGUGCGGUCGAUCCGAACGCGAAACAGGUGUUCCUGCCGCUCGUCAUUGUCGAUAGUCUGCCGGGGACGAAGGCAGCGCAGAUCGGUGGUCUACCGCCCGGCAGUCAGUUUGCCAUUCCGUCAGUCGGGUACGGGUCGCCGCGGUGUGGUAACUGUGGUUGA
Anopheles cruzii is the source of this 1164-nucleotide messenger RNA. RefSeq lists its product as uncharacterized. Bases 1 to 1164 code for a protein of 387 amino acids. The transcript has 6 exons. The record is from RefSeq and is a predicted model, not a curated record. Lineage: Eukaryota; Metazoa; Arthropoda; Insecta; Diptera; Culicidae.